Molecule: messenger RNA, 1315 nt
Organism: Penaeus chinensis
Lineage: Eukaryota; Metazoa; Arthropoda; Malacostraca; Decapoda; Penaeidae
Exons: 8
Coding region: 7-1230 (407 amino acids)
Biological process (GO): apoptotic DNA fragmentation
Cellular component (GO): nucleus; mitochondrial inner membrane
Molecular function (GO): metal ion binding; nucleic acid binding; RNA endonuclease activity
Source: RefSeq, a predicted model, not a curated record
GACAUCAUGGCUGUUGCACUUAUCUAUUUGCUCUGUGGCGCACUCGCUCUCGCUGCUGGUGAGGACUGUGUGUUUGAGAAGAAAGUCGACUUCCCGAAGAUUUCUCCUCUCAUAAUAAACUCGGCGCUGAAGUUCGUGCUCCCAACCAAUGAAAACGACACGGCAUUAAUCAGGAUACCCAUCGGUACUGCCCUGACCUUAGCGUGCCCUGGGAGUGCUUUUAAGGGACAAAAGAAGAAGACUGUGGCAGCCAAGUGUACCGGAGGAAAUGUGCUUUCAGUCGAUGGAAAAGACAUGAAGCUUUCGGAUCUCGGGUGCCAGAGGAAGCCGAAGUCAGAGAUCGUCAGCCACUUGGACUACUGUGGCGCCGGUGACGUGGGUGUUCUGGCCAGCAUCGGCUUCCAGAUCCGCGAAGAUGAAUUCUAUGAAGUGAUCAGUGUUUGCUACGAUGAGAACAAAGAGACGACGCUGUAUUCGAAGCACACGAUCCACGGAGCAAACAUCGCUGCUAAGGAUAUCGACCCUAAGAGGCCUUCCUUCAAGACUUCCAAAGGGUUCUUCAACAUCUCCAUGAAAACUUGCUACGAGAAGAAGACUCAGCUGAAGUUAAUGCAAGAUCUCCUCCAAGAUAACAGCAUGGCAGAGACCUACAUCUUCCCCAAGAAGCAAUACUACUUCGCCAAAGGACACCUGGCUCCUGACGCCGACUUCGUGACGGAGGCGGAGCAGGACGCGACCUACUACUAUAUCAACGCAGUCCCCCAGUGGCAGGCCUUCAAUAAUGGAAACUGGAAGUACCUCGAGGUGGCAACACGCACGCUGGCCGAGUACUUGGGAACAGACCUGGAGAUCUACACCGGAGCUUGGGGAGUCCUUGAGUUAGACGACGUGAAGGCAAACCCUGUUGAGGUGUUCCUUGGGUUGACCGUGAACGAGCGUGUUGUGCCCGCCCCGGCCGUCAGCUGGAAGGUUAUUUACGACAAGAAAAACUCCCGUGCCGUGGGCGUUGUGGGCGUGAACAACCCCCACAUCACCAGCCCGCCCACUCCGCUGUGUUCGGAUCUGUGCAGUUCUCUCCCUUGGAUCGAGUUCGACGUGAAUGACCUCGGCCACGGCUUCACUUACUGCUGCACCGUCCAAGAGCUACGAAAAUCAAUACCUCACGUCCCCGACCUCGGUGAUGUCUCCCUGCUUGAUGUCAGCCUCGGGAGCAACGGAGGUGGAUGCUAGUGAUAAGGAUGACGCUGUUAUCGUUAUCUUUGUCUCUUUAUUUCUUGGCUGUUGGAAAGAGACCGGAAUAAAUGAGCAAACUGGA